Messenger RNA from Penicillium oxalicum, 1338 nucleotides. RefSeq names its product FAD-dependent oxidoreductase. Lineage: Eukaryota; Fungi; Ascomycota; Eurotiomycetes; Eurotiales; Aspergillaceae. The record is from RefSeq and is a predicted model, not a curated record. Gene Ontology annotation, molecular function: monooxygenase activity; FAD binding. Bases 1 to 1338 code for a protein of 445 amino acids. The transcript has 2 exons.
AUGAGUGCGACCUGCCCCCCUCGGGAGAUCGCCAUCGUCGGUGCCGGGAUUGCUGGAAUUGCCUGCGCAUUGUCCCUGUCACGAGAACUCACCCCGUUCGUUCCGGAUCUUCAAAUCACCGUCUACGAGCGCCAUGACAUUCUCUCCACCUCGGGUGGUGCGAUCAACCUCACUCCGGUCGCUCAACGACAUCUCGCGCAACUCGGAAUCCUCGACGAGCUGGACCGCAUGGGCUCCGAAGGCGGAGCGGAUGUGGAAGCCAUUGAACUCUUCUCCAUGCGCUCCGGUCGAUCCAUUGGGUCCAUCGACUUUGUGGAUCACAAGGGCCACGGAUUCGGAGGGUAUAAAGGUCGCCGGGUCAUGCGCAUCAUUCUCUCCAUGGCGAUGAUGACGGUGGUGGAACGAACCCCUAACGUGCAGGUCGUGUUUGGGAAAAAGUUGCUGAGCGGCGAGGAACUCAACGACAAGGCGGUGCUCCAUUUCGGCGAUGGCACCGAAGUGAUCGCCGAUCUGGUCGUGGGGUGUGAUGGCGUGCACUCGGCCGUGCGAACCCGUUGGGUUGACCCGGACAGCGUGUCUCAGUACACGGGCAUGUCCUUUCUCCAAGCGACCGUUCCCACCGACACGCUCUCGUCGCGCAUUCAUUUCCAGGCUUCGGCGCUCAACAUCUCCCGCCAUGGUUCGGUGCUGACGAGUUUCUGCGAUUCCAAGCAUGAACAGAUCUUUGUCGCGGCGAUCGUGCAAUUCGACGAAACCGAAUUGAGCUACUACCGCCUGGAGCCGGGCCAGGAUUGGGCCAGCAGAGAUCGCAUUCGUCAGGAAUUACGCAGCGAGAUGCGGGAUCGUUUCGCCAAAUCCGCCUUACCGUGCAUCCGUGAAAUGGUCGAGAGCAAGGCCGACUGGAUGCUCUACCCCGUCUACCAGGUGCCACCGGGGGGCCGCUGGUGUAUGAAUCGGGUCAUCCUGCUGGGUGACGCCGCACAUGCAAUGCCCCCCCGAGAUGAAUCUGCCGCCUACGCGCUGGACGAUGCUAUCCUCUUUGCGCGUAUGCUCUCGCGGUACCACCAUGAACCCUUGACCGAGGUCUUUGACGCGUACGAGCGACUCCGCCGCGAGACGAUCAAUCAGGCCUUUAGAGAAUCCCGGCGGAUGUGGGAUCGCAACCGGGACAUGGGCUUCCUGGAAAGCCGUCUGAAGGAAUGGAUGAUGCCGUUUCAGAUUCGACAUCGUCGGGAACAGCGGGAAUCCGCCUGGGAGUAUGAUGCCACCAAGGUCUUACUCCCGACGCCCACCCCGAGUGAGGAUAUGGUGUCAUUGAAUUCAUUCUUGGGAGGGUAA